Messenger RNA from Equus quagga, 3370 nucleotides. Its product is annotated as pyridoxal kinase. Gene Ontology annotation, molecular function: pyridoxal kinase activity. The coding region runs from base 177 to 1115 and encodes 312 amino acids. Lineage: Eukaryota; Metazoa; Chordata; Mammalia; Perissodactyla; Equidae. The transcript has 11 exons. The record is from RefSeq and is a predicted model, not a curated record. Gene Ontology annotation, cellular component: cytosol. Gene Ontology annotation, biological process: pyridoxal 5'-phosphate salvage.
AGGUCAGAGGGAGGCGGCCUGGCGUCCGAGCCGAGCGCCUGCGCCGAGCGGGGCCGAGCGGGGCGGCCGGAGCGGAGCGGAGCGCAGCGGAGGGCAGCGCGAGCGGAGCCGGAGCCCCCGCCAGCGGCGGAGACGCUGACGCCCGCCCGGCCCCGCGCCGCCGCGGCAGGCCCGGCAUGGAGGAGGAGUGCCGGGUGCUCUCCAUCCAGAGCCACGUCGUCCGCGGCUACGUGGGCAACCGGGCGGCCACGUUCCCGCUGCAGGUUUUGGGGUUUGAGAUCGACGCGGUGAACUCUGUCCAGUUCUCAAACCACACAGGCUACACACACUGGAAGGGUCAGGUGCUGAACUCGGAUGAACUCCAUGAGCUGUACGAAGGUCUGAAGCUGAACAACGUGAACAAAUAUGAUUAUGUGCUCACAGGUUACACGAGGGACAAGUCCUUCCUGGCCAUGGUGGUGGACAUCGUGCGGGAGCUGAAGCAGCAGAACCCCAGGCUCGUGUACGUGUGUGAUCCAGUGAUGGGUGACAAGUGGAACGGCGAGGGCUCCAUGUACGUUCCAGAGGACCUCCUUCCAGUUUACAAAGAAAAGGUUGUGCCGGUUGCAGACAUUAUAACCCCCAACCAGUUUGAGGCUGAAUUGCUGAGCGGCAGAAAGAUCCACAGCCAGGAAGAGGCGUUAGCGGUGAUGGACGUGCUGCACUCGAUGGGCCCCGACACGGUGGUCAUCACCAGCUCCGACCUGCCCUCCCCGAGGGGCAACGACUACCUGAUUGCACUGGGGAGCCAGAGGAUGCGGAGCCCCGAUGGCUCCGUGGUGACGGAGCGCAUCCGCAUGGAGAUGCGCAGGGUGGACGCGGUCUUCGUGGGCACCGGGGACCUCUUUGCCGCCAUGCUCCUGGCGUGGACGCACAAGCACCCCAAUAAUCUCAAGGUGGCCUGUGAGAAGACCGUGUCAGCCAUGCAUCACGUUCUGCAGCGGACCAUCAAAUGUGCAAAAGCCCAGGCUGGGAAAGGACUGAAGCCCAACCCGGCCCAGCUGGAGCUGAGGAUGGUCCAGAGCAAAAAGGAUAUCGAGAACCCGGAGAUCGUCGUCCAGGCCACGGUGCUGUGAGGCCGCGUGCACCACCUCCCGACGCACAGCGUGUUGGUGUCUCCAUUUUCAUUCCUGUGAAAAGUGUAACGUCUGCCUUAGAGCUGUGACCGAAACUUGAGAUUUUUUUUCUUUCAUGAGUGUCCAGCAUCCACUGGUCUUAAUUGUGAAAACGUGCCAGUUGUGCUUUUUAAAAAUAACAAAGCGAUCACAGAAAUUUCUAAUUUGGAAACAGCUCCCCUCCCCCCGAAGGCUCCUGGGCCUCCCUGGAAAACCAGCUCCGUGUUGACCGUCUCAGGGGUGUCCUCCUCGGCUGGCUCGGGGGUCUGUGGGAUCCCUGUCCCGCGUGGGCUGGGCCUGGGGAAGCCCCCGUGUCUGUGCGUCUCUGAGACCGUGCCCGGUUUUAACUGUCCACAUCAGAAGAAUUAUGCCAAAUAUCUUUAUUGCUGUUUUGCCCUUUCUUCUUUGUUCCUGCAUCAGAAUGUUUUUAUUUCUGACUUUGCCGCCUGUUAGAUCCCUGGGGAUUUCAGAUGUUCCGCUUUCGUUCUGCCGUAUGGACAGGUUAAUGCCAGCGGGCUCAGACACACACAGACCCUGCACUGUCACUUUGGUGGGGACCUUUCCAGGACCCCGAAAACUCAAGUGGGUCCGUAAAUCUCAUGUAUAUCAGCGGGACCACCUUGUAACUCACUGGGGGACGUGGCAGAGAUAAAGAAAAGUCUGGUGCUGGGGGUGAUGACUGUGUCCGGGUCCUUGUGAAAACUUGCCUAGUUUAUGGUACAACAAGUUAAGCCCUGUGUUUGCCACCUGCUGCUGGUGACAAAUGCAUUGUGCCAUGGUGUUAGUGUACAGACAGAUACAGAGGGCUCCUGCCCCCCACUGUCGGCAUAUUUCACCCCACCGGCCAGUUACCUCGUACCCCCCCCCUUCUGCGUUCUGUGCCGGCCAGAGGCCAGGAAGCGAGAGGCUUGCAGAAGCCGGCUCUCGUCCCUCCCCAAACCUGAGAGGGGAGGGGGCAGAGCUUCAGAGGAGCAGCUCUGGGUGCCUCGAGCGAAGGCCACACCUAGGCCGUGACUCUAGUCCACUUGUCCACUGCCGGGUGCCCCUCCUGAAGACUCAGCGUAUCUUGAUCUCAGCAGCCCUCCGCCUUGGUCUGGGGGUGCAGAGGUUUGCAUCUCCCGGGAACCUACAGCCUGGAGAGAAGUGGGGAGAUGGCAGAAUGUGGGGGGCCUGGAUGUGGGCCACUGGGAAAGCAUACUCCAAGGACAGCCCUUGUCCCCCCAUCCACAGCGCUGUCCCCCUAGGCAGGCCCUCUCCUGGAGCCCGCACCUUCUUUUGUGGCAGUUCCAGUGUCUUCCAGAGGGCCUCUCAGCUCUCCACUAGAAUUGUCCUCACUUAGUUGAGAAAGCCCUAAGGGGAAGAGACGCCGGUCUCCGCCGACUUGCUGUGCGACUCCGCUCUUCUUUCUUCUCCGCUCUGCUCACGUUCUUAAUGUCUUAACUCUCAGGCAUCAGCGUGCCCCGGCGGCCCGCGCACAGGGUCAGUGGGUCUCGGCUCGCCAUGGCGGCCAGCGGGUCAGGGCAUGUGUGUCCCUGUCGUGUCUCCUGGUUCCGAGGACCAGGCUCCUCUGUGCCUCGGGGCGCAGCCCACUGGGCCUGGAGAAGGAGGAAGGCUGUGGCUGGCGGCCUGGAGGGGGGCAGCCUCCCCAACACGGUGAGCGGCGGCAGCCACAGUCACUCAGGGCCCUGGGCCUCUGUGGCGCCUUCUACAGAAGAUCCUGUCACUGCCGAGUAGAGCUGGGGAGACGGCCACAUCGCCAGCCAGUGGGAAAAGCUGCUUUUCUUUUCUUUUUCACUAUCAAGAGCAAGUGUAAGACUAGAGAAAGAACCUGAAUGUAUCCCUCUUCAGCGCAAUGGUGCAAAGCCUCCCUGCAAACCCGGUCCUGGUCGUGGGGCUUAUUCUGCGUGUACAGUGCACUUGAAGGAGGCGCACCCUGCACACACGAUUUGCUCCUGGGUCCUUUAGGUCUUAUUCUGGAGGCUUAGUCCCCGACACGAGCUCUCAUUCAUUCCCUUCCUUUAUUAGACAUAGAGUGAUGAGACUGUUCCCCCUGUUGAGCUUUCUGUAAAAUCAUGGAUUCUGGCGUGCCCCAGACCUUCUCCUGUCUCCUUUGGCUGUAAGGCCCGGACCACAAGGAGAACUUGAGGCUUGAGCCCUCCGUACCGAGCAGGAAGCACUGGGGGCUCCCGAGAGCCUUUGCAGGGUGGAGGCUCACG